AUGUCGCGCCCAUGUGGAGUUAUUGUUGCACGAGCAACAUUGAACAGUGCAGAGGGUGUUGGCAGCGUUACCGACAUGAUCAAGCACGUUUACACCCGUCCGCGCGCACGCAAAAUCAACCACGUCAUAUACGACUCUGCCUGCAUUGCUCGGCGUCUGGAGAAGGUAAAAGACGAUCCUUGGUGGCAGGACAUCGGCCUGACUGUCGACACAUUCCACUUCAAGUGCAAACACAAGGAAACAGAUGUCGACUGCCAACGCUACUGUAAUCCAGCUGACUACCCAGAGCUCGUAGAUGGAGACAGCUGGUUCUUUAACUCUUCGAUAGCGGAGCAGACAAACUCUUGGUUUGGUGGAUACAAUUCCAUUGUUCGUGAGAUGCGAUCGACGAAGUAUAAUUACUUCCUCGAUGAAGUGAUUCUGCGACGGAAUGCCGCCCUUGUACACAAACUCGAAGCAGAAGGACGGAUAUUUUACUUUACCUAG
Molecule: messenger RNA, 486 nt
Organism: Stereum hirsutum FP-91666 SS1
Lineage: Eukaryota; Fungi; Basidiomycota; Agaricomycetes; Russulales; Stereaceae
Exons: 2
Coding region: 1-486 (161 amino acids)
Source: RefSeq, a predicted model, not a curated record